AUGACCAAGGAAAUAAAUAAACCUCGACAUAUAGGAAACCUAACGAGAACAUUUGUAAUAGAUAAAUUUUCAAGAAAAACAUCAAAUGUUUCUCAAUGGAUGAAUAUUUUUGAAACAGAAUGUGCUCGUUUAGGAAUAGAUGAAGAUACAAAAAAAAUUGAGGCUCUGAGGAGAAACAUGACACAGACCGGCGGCCAUGCAGAAUUUGUGAAAAAGAAGAAAAAGGAACUCGCUAUCAUCCAGAAUCUCGGUGUUGGUUCAAAAACAAAAACAGUGAUCGACCACGAAGAGACCACAUUAAAAGCAUUAACAAUUCUGAAUUAG
Helobdella robusta is the source of this 324-nucleotide messenger RNA. RefSeq lists its product as hypothetical. The coding region runs from base 1 to 324 and encodes 107 amino acids. NCBI's taxonomy places the organism in Eukaryota, Metazoa, Annelida, Clitellata, Rhynchobdellida, Glossiphoniidae. The transcript has 2 exons. The record is from RefSeq and is a predicted model, not a curated record.